AUGACACCGAACGUGUCCGAGCUGUUGUGGGAGGAGUCUUCGGGCGCAGACGCCUUACCGACGUCGGACCACCUUGGAGUCAACCCGCCCGCUCAACUGACAGCUUGGGGCGUUGCCCUCUGCGUGUCAGGCACCGUCAUCGCCGCAGAGAACGCCGUGGUGGUCACCACGAUCCUGGCCUCGCCGUCUCUGCGCGCACCCGUCUUCCUGCUGCUGGCGAGCCUCGGCCUGGCCGACCUUCUGGCAGGCGUGGCUCUGGUGGCCCGCUUCCUGUUCCUCUUCUGCCUAACGCCCAGCGAUUGGUCCGAGCUGGUGACGUCAGGUCUCCUGGUGACUUCGUUGACCGCCUCUCUGUGCAGCUUGAUGGGCGUCGCCCUGGAUCGCUACCUCUCUCUAAGCCACGCCCUCACGUACGGCUCAGGGCAAUCCCGUCGGCGUGCAACUAUUCUACUCCUCCUGGUGUGGGCGGGCGCUUGCAUCCUGGGUGCCAUCCCCGCCGCCGGUUGGAACUGCUUGGCCAAACAGACUUCCUGCUCGGUGGCGCCGCCCCUUACUCGGACGUACCUGUCGCUACUCUGCGGCGGCUACCUGGUGGUGGUGCUCGUCACUUUGCAACUGUACGUAGGCAUCUGCCGGGUAGCGCGGCGCCACGCGCACGCCAUCGCCAUCCAGAGGCACUUCCUGCCCUCCAGCCAAUCGUAUCCCGGCAAGAGCGCCGGCGGUCGAGGGUUCUCGCGGUUGGUGCUCAUUCUGGGAGUCUUCGUGGGUUGCUGGAUGCCUUUCUCACUAUGGGGGCUGCUGGGCGACGCGUCCAGCCCGCCGCUGUUUACGUACAUCACCCUGGCGCCCGCUGCCUUUAGCUCUUUGCUAAACCCUCUGCUCUACAGUUUGAGAAACAAAGACAUACGCAAAGUUCUGCUGCACGCCUGCUGCCCCCGCAGACACGCCGCCCAACUGCACUGCCCGGUGGAUGUGUAG
This is a messenger RNA of Nerophis lumbriciformis (worm pipefish), 978 nucleotides long. The record is from RefSeq and is a predicted model, not a curated record. NCBI's taxonomy places the organism in Eukaryota, Metazoa, Chordata, Actinopteri, Syngnathiformes, Syngnathidae.